Molecule: messenger RNA, 1735 nt
Organism: Epinephelus fuscoguttatus (brown-marbled grouper)
Lineage: Eukaryota; Metazoa; Chordata; Actinopteri; Perciformes; Serranidae
Gene: saraf
Product: store-operated calcium entry-associated regulatory factor
Exons: 7
Coding region: 150-1190 (346 amino acids)
Biological process (GO): regulation of store-operated calcium entry
Cellular component (GO): endoplasmic reticulum membrane
Source: RefSeq, a predicted model, not a curated record
ACCCGGAAAUCAGGGUUCUUAUGUUGUGUUGGGAUUUACCGCCGUCAGCGUAACGUUAAUGAAACGCAGAGAGGCGUCUGUUAUUAUUUCAAUAAUAACUUAUUGAGUUAAACCGUGACUGUCGGAGCUCGUAAACACGCAGCGAGGAAAUGAAACGGUGUAUUGUAGUUUUGUUGCAGUUUCUGUUGGUGGGACAAAUCAAGAGCUGGGAUGACGGCAGCGUGCUGCUGCGGGACAUCCAGGUGUUGACUCUGUACAAGGGCCGCUACACCACAGCGAGGCGCUCCAGCCCCGUGCCUCAGCUCCAGUGUGUUGGCGGCUCCGCAGGCUGCCAUGCCUUCGUUCCAGAGGUGGUCCAGUGCCAGAACAAAGGCUGGGAUGGAGUGGAUGUGCAGUGGGAGUGUAAGACUGACAUGGACAACGCCUACCGGUUUGGUCGCAUUGAGGUGAGCUGUGAGGGCUACAACCACCCUACUGAUGCCCACAUACUGAAGGGCUCCUGUGGGCUGGAGUACACACUGGAACUGACCGCAGAGGGCAGGAGGUCAACACAAGACAGCUGGGGCUCCCACGGCGGAUUCAAGGAAUUUGGAGGUUUUGGGGGCAUUGCCUCCAGUAUUUUCAGCGGUCUCUUUGGAAACCAGCAUCAGCGUCACCAGCAGAGCCAUCAGAGCCAUCAGAGCCAGCAGAGUCAUCAGAGCUCUUACCCCUCAGGCAGCGGGGACUCUGGAGGCUUGCUGGUGGUCGCUGUGCUUCUGCUCUUGGCUUACGGAGUCUACAAGCUGUUCCUCAGCGGUAACAUGCCACAGUGGGGGCAGGAUGGCAGACAGGCUGGUUACCAGGGAGAUAAUCGCCAAGGCUACGCUGCAGGACCACCACCCCCAGGAUUCAAACCUGACUUCACAGGCAACCCUGGUGCCAACCCAGGCUAUGGUUUCCACAGUGACUACACUCAGGGACAGCAGUACCCAGGAGGCCAAGCUCCUCGUGGCACAGGAGGAAACUUCUGGACCGGUAUGGGAACAGGAGGGAUGCUGGGUUACCUGUUUGGCCGAGGAGGUCAGAGAAACCAGCCGUACAACUAUAACUCCUCAGCUUAUACUGACAACAGGCGUCCUGCUGCUGGAGGCUCCACCUCUUCUUCUGGGACACGCACUGCUUCAGGUUUUGGAGGAACCAAGAGAAGAUAGAAGCUGUGAAACAUGAUGGACGGCACUGAGAUGAAUAUAAGACGAGCUCCGUGUUGGCUGGAAGGUCAGACAUGACAAAAGCAGCAUGAAAAGACCCUCUCUCUAUGCAGGGAUGAACUUAAUGUCAAACAACAGUGGCAAGUGCUUCUGCGUUCCUCUGGAGAGGUCGCUCUGAUGUCAGCUGCUGACAGGAAGCAGCUUUUUUUCUGUGAAAGUGUGAUUUGAGCUUUAGUGCUGUGAAGAAAAUGGUUUUACCUUUAUGAGUUUUAACAUGAUCUUGCACUUUGAUUUCCUUUUUAGCAUUUUGAAGGCAAGAUAACAUUUCAGUGGGGGUAACAGUUAUAAAAUAUACGUAUUUUAUUCAUGUAGCCUUGUUAAGGAAAUAGCUGUUUUCUCUCUCUAAGCGUCUGUUGACUUUCUUUGUGUGAAUGCAUCUAUAUGGACAUGAAUAACCUGUUUAUGAGGCACGUUUAUGAUCAUAUUCAGAAUAUGGUGUUAACAUUAGCACAGAGAAAUCAAGUUAUUCAUAUUCCCUGUAUACAUAA